Molecule: messenger RNA, 2010 nt
Organism: Xyrauchen texanus (razorback sucker)
Lineage: Eukaryota; Metazoa; Chordata; Actinopteri; Cypriniformes; Catostomidae
Gene: mep1a.2
Product: meprin A, alpha (PABA peptide hydrolase), tandem duplicate 2
Exons: 12
Coding region: 1-2010 (669 amino acids)
Biological process (GO): proteolysis
Cellular component (GO): membrane
Molecular function (GO): zinc ion binding; metalloendopeptidase activity; protein binding
Source: RefSeq, a predicted model, not a curated record
AUGUUAGGUGGGGAUGCAGAUGCAGGUGAAUUACGGGCGGACAUUUUUGAAAUUAAUUUAGAAUCCCAAAGAAAUUUGUUUGAGGGAGACAUUGCUGGAGAUCCACAAAGGAAUGCUAUAUUAGAUGAAACAAAAAGAUGGAAGUUUCCCAUUCCAUAUAUACUCACAGAUAGUUUGGAUCUUAAUGCAAAAGGAGUGAUCCUUCAAGCAUUAGAAAUGUAUCAUCUUAAGUCUUGUGUGGACUUUAAGCCCUAUGAAGGAGAGAGCACCUAUAUAUCUUUUACCAAGCUGGAUGGAUGUUGGUCUUUUUUGGGAGAUUUAAAGACAGGGCAGAACGUCUCCAUAGGAGAAGGAUGUGACACCAAGGCCAUCGUCGAGCAUGAACUUCUCCAUGCACUGGGUUUCCACCAUGAGCAGUCUCGUUCAGACAGGGAUGACUAUGUUGAAAUCUGGUGGGACCAAAUACUUCCAGGAAAGAAGCACAACUUCAUAAAGUUUGAGGAUGAUUUUAUAACAGAUUUGAACACGCCCUAUGAUUAUGAAUCCAUCAUGCACUACAGACCUCUUUCUUUCAACAAGGACCCUAAUAUUCCCACCAUAACCACCAGCAUCCCUGCAUUCAAUAAAGUAAUAGGACAGCGCUUAGACUUCAGUGCUCUUGAUCUGGAAAGACUUAAUCACAUGUAUGACUGUGCUGAAACCCACACGCUCCUGGACCAGUGUGCCUUUGAGCAGAUCAACAUUUGCGGAAUGAUUCAGUAUGAUGAGGACAAUGAUGACUGGGUCCACACUUUGAGUUCUACUGAUGUAAAGGACCACACUCUUGGAGGACAAUGCAGAGAUGCAGGCUAUUACAUGCAAUUUGACACAGUUAACAAAUCUGAGGGUCACAGUGCUUUGCUGGAGUCACGGAUUCUUUACCCCAAGAGGAACCAGCAAUGCCUUGAGUUCUUCUACAGGAUGAGUGGAGGGCCUGGAGACCAGCUGGUCAUUUGGCUUAGAAUGGAUGAUGGCACUGGCACUGUUCGCAAUGUGAGGAAAGUUCACACUAUCAGAGGGGAUGGUGAUGAGUCAUGGAAGAUUGCACAUGUUUCUCUGAAUGCUGAGGAGAAGUUCCGAUACUUCUUCCAGGGAGUUGUGGGGUCCUUCAAAACGUCAGGAGGGAUCUUUAUAGACGACAUCACUCUGACUGAGACAUCAUGCCCAAAUGCUCUCUGGAGGAUCCAGAACUUUACCAACCUCUUGAAUAAUACCCCUUUUGGUGAAAGUGUUCGGAGUGGUCGUUUUUACAACUCUGAAGGUUAUGCUUAUGGAAUUAACGUUUAUCCAAAUAGCAGGAUAAACUCAUCUGAACAGUUUGUAGGGGUCACCUUUCACCUCUUCGGUGGUGAGAAUGAUGCAGUAUUGGAAUGGCCUGCAAUCAAUCGGCAAGUCACGGUCACGGCUGUGGAUCAAAACCCCGACAUGACACUUCAAAUGUCUAACAGCAGAAGCUUCACCACUGAUGGCGACACAAGGUGGAGUAAGCCAUCUGCAUCUGAACAAUGGGAUGAAAGUUGCGGUUGCUUCAGAGGUCCAGAGUUCGGCUGGGGCACCUUCAUGUCGCACGAUCAGCUCCGCAGGAGGGACUUCCUCAAGAAUGAUGACUUAAUCAUCACUGUUCAUUUUGAUGAUUUGACACAUCUUGUGAAAUCAGAAGUUCCAUUCAAGCCCAAACGCUCAAUCAACCUCAAGCCUGCAGAAGAAAGCUUUGACAGCUCAAAGAAUCGGAAGCCACGUGCCAUCAGCAACCCAUGUCAGCCAAACCCUUGUCAAAAUGGAGGAGCUUGCGUCAUAAACCAGGGGAAGGCAACAUGCAGGUGUGCCUCUGGACAGGCCAUUAUGUACACAGGUGUUACCUGUGAGAACCAACAAAUUGAUGGUGGAAUUCUUGGUAUUAUGAUUGGUGGUGCUGCAGGCACUGUAGCUCUUACUGUUGCCAUUAUUGCAGUGAUCGACAGAAAGCAGUAA